CCGCCCGCAGCGCGGCCCCGCGGCGCCGCUCCCCCGGCCCCCGCUCCCGCAGCUGUCCAUGUGGUACCCAUGAAGAUGAGGCUGAGGACACGGAAAGCCUCCCAGCAGUCCAACCAGCUCCACACGCAGCGGGCGCUGCGGGCCAAGCGGAAACACUCGGAGCUGGAGGAGCCCUUAGCUGGCGGCGGGGGAAAACCACCCAAAAAUGAGACUGGCCUCUUGUCCUCCAUCAAAAAGUUCAUUAAAGGAAGCACACCCAAGGAAGAAAGAGAAAAUCCCACUAAGAGGAGUCGGAUUGAGCGGGAUAUCGAUAACAACUUGAUCACCUCCACACCCCAGACGGGAGAGAAGCCCAACAAACAGCUCUCGAGGGUGCGGCGGAAAAGUCAGAUGAAUGGAGAAGCUGGAAGUUAUGAGAUGACGAACCAGCACGUAAAGCAAAAUGGAAAAUUGGAAGAUAACCCUACCACAGGCAGUCCCCCACGAACAACGUUACUGGGAACCAUAUUUUCCCCUGUUUUCAAUUUUUUUUCACCAGCAAAUAAAAAUGGAACGUCGGGCUCCGACUCUCCGGGCCAGGCUGUGGAAGCCGAGGAGAUCGUGAAGCAGCUGGACAUGGAGCAGGUGGACGAGAUCACCACGAGCACGGCCACCUCCACCAACGGCGCCGCCUUCCCCGGGCAGCCCCUGCAGCUCAGGGCUGUCAACAACGGCCUGGGGGACGGCGAGGAGCCGGGGGACCGCGACCUGCCCCCGCUCACGGCACCAGUGUCUCCAGACAGUGGCUACUCAUCAGCUCAUGCAGAAGCCACCUAUGAAGAGGACUGGGAAGUCUUUGAUCCAUACUAUUUCAUCAAACAUGUCCCCCCACUAACAGAAGAGCAGCUGAACAGGAAGCCAGCUCUCCCACUGAAAACCAGAAGCACACCAGAGUUCUCAUUAGUUCUAGACUUGGAUGAAACAUUAGUGCACUGUAGUCUAAACGAAUUAGAAGAUGCUGCACUCACUUUUCCAGUGCUUUUUCAAGACGUCAUUUACCAGGUGUACGUCCGGCUAAGGCCGUUCUUCCGAGAGUUCCUGGAGAGGAUGUCUCAGAUUUAUGAGAUCAUUCUGUUUACUGCUUCUAAGAAGGUGUAUGCAGACAAGUUACUGAACAUCCUGGACCCCAAAAAGCAGCUGGUCAGGCAUCGACUCUUCCGUGAGCACUGUGUGUGUGUACAAGGGAAUUACAUCAAGGAUUUGAACAUCCUGGGCAGAGACCUCUCCAAAACCAUCAUCAUCGACAAUUCACCGCAAGCCUUUGCUUACCAGCUUUCCAAUGGAAUUCCUAUAGAAAGCUGGUUCAUGGAUAAAAAUGAUAACGAACUCCUGAAGUUGAUUCCAUUUCUGGAGAAACUCGUAGAGCUGAACGAAGACGUCCGACCUCACAUCAGAGACAGAUUUCGCUUGCAUGAUUUGCUACCGCCCGACUAAAGCCUUUGCUCUCGCUGCCGAGGGGAGGAAAUGCAGGACCCUGUUGGACUAAUACAAAAACAUUGCCAUUACUG
Hirundo rustica (Barn swallow) is the source of this 1547-nucleotide messenger RNA. It is a transcript of the gene CTDSPL2, whose product is annotated as CTD small phosphatase like 2. The record is from RefSeq and is a predicted model, not a curated record. NCBI's taxonomy places the organism in Eukaryota, Metazoa, Chordata, Aves, Passeriformes, Hirundinidae. Gene Ontology annotation, molecular function: phosphoprotein phosphatase activity. The coding region runs from base 70 to 1473 and encodes 467 amino acids. The transcript is spliced from 13 exons.